UUCCUAUCAAAAUGUUCUCAAAAGUAUUCGUGGUAAGCGCUGUAUUAGCAGUCGCUUCGGCUGGUCUAUUGCCGACAGCCCACUACUCCCCCGCCACCGCGGUCUCCUCCCAGAGCAUCGUGCGCCAUGAGCAGCCCCUUGCUGUAGCCGCCCCCGUCGCCUACCACGCCGCUCCCGUCGCCUACCAAGCUGCCCCAGUCGCCUACGCCACUCCCGCCCGCUACUCGUCUGCCGCGGCUGUUUCUUCACAGAACAUCAUCAGACACCAGCCAUCUAUCGCUGUCGCCGCUCCCGUCGCAUCGGUAGCCUACUCCUCUCCCGCCCGCUACUCCUCUGGCGCCGCCCUCUCUUCUCAGAACAUUGUCCGUCACGGCGUAGCCCCCGUCCAAUACGCACAGUACGCAGCUCCCGCUCGCGUCGCCGUCGCCCACGCUGCUCCCAUCAUCCACGCCGCACCCGCUCAUGUCACCGUCGAGGAAUACGAUGCGCACCCCAGGUACGACUUCGCGUAUUCCGUAGCCGACGGCCACACCGGCGACAACAAGUCCCAGCACGAGAGCCGCGACGGUGACGUCGUGCACGGCGAGUACUCGCUACUCGAGGCUGACGGCUCAGUGCGCCGCGUGGAGUACACCGCUGACCCACACAACGGCUUCAACGCUGUGGUUUCCAACUCCGCGCCCGCCCACGCCGCACCCGUACCUACUUUCAGCAUCGUGCGCCACGAGCAGCCCCUUGCUGUAGCCGCCCCCGUCGCCUACAACGCCGCUCCCGUCGCCUACCAAGCCACCCCAGUCUCCUACGCCGCUCCCGCCCGCUACUCGUCCGCCGCGGCUGUCUCCUCACAGAACAUCAUCAGACACCAGCCAUCCAUCGCUGUCGCCGCUCCCGUCACCUCCGUAGCCUACUCCUCCCCCGCCCGCUACUCCUCUGCUCCCGCUCGCGUCGCCGUCGCCCACGCCGCUCCCCUCGUCCACGCCGCCCCCGCUCAUGUCGCCGUCGAGGAAUACGAUGCGCACCCCAGGUACGACUUCGCGUACUCCGUAGCCGACGGCCACACCGGCGACAACAAGUCCCAGCACGAGAGCCGCGACGGUGACGUCGUGCACGGCGAGUACUCGCUGCUCGAGGCUGACGGCUCAGUGCGCCGCGUGGAGUACACCGCUGACCCACACAACGGCUUCAACGCUGUGGUCUCCAACUCCGCGCCCGCCCACGCCGCACCCGUCGCUCAUGCUCCCAUCAUCGCUCAUCAUUAA
Colias croceus (clouded yellow) is the source of this 1259-nucleotide messenger RNA. RefSeq lists its product as uncharacterized. The transcript has 7 exons. Lineage: Eukaryota; Metazoa; Arthropoda; Insecta; Lepidoptera; Pieridae. The record is from RefSeq and is a predicted model, not a curated record. The coding region runs from base 12 to 1259 and encodes 415 amino acids. Gene Ontology annotation, cellular component: extracellular matrix.